GCGUCUGAUGUGGUCGCAGAGAGACCCUUCGCUGAGGAAGAGCGGCGUGGGAAACAUCUUCAUCAAGAACCUGGAGAAAUCCAUCGACAGCGAGGGCCUGUAUGACAUCUUCUCCUCCUUCGGGACCAUCUUAUCCUGUAAAGUGGUCUGCGAUGAAAACGGGUCGAAAGGCUUUGGGUUUGUGCACUUUGAGACGCAUGAAGCUGCUGGAGAAGCCAUCGAGAAACUAAACAGCAUGUUGAUCAAUGAGCAGAAAGUGUAA
Molecule: messenger RNA, 262 nt
Organism: Sinocyclocheilus anshuiensis
Lineage: Eukaryota; Metazoa; Chordata; Actinopteri; Cypriniformes; Cyprinidae
Product: polyadenylate-binding protein 1-like
Exons: 2
Coding region: 8-262 (84 amino acids)
Molecular function (GO): RNA binding
Source: RefSeq, a predicted model, not a curated record